This is a messenger RNA of Hevea brasiliensis (rubber tree), 1332 nucleotides long. Its product is annotated as mitochondrial outer membrane protein porin 2. Gene Ontology annotation, cellular component: mitochondrial outer membrane. The coding region runs from base 229 to 1059 and encodes 276 amino acids. The transcript is spliced from 6 exons. NCBI's taxonomy places the organism in Eukaryota, Viridiplantae, Streptophyta, Magnoliopsida, Malpighiales, Euphorbiaceae. Gene Ontology annotation, molecular function: voltage-gated monoatomic anion channel activity. The record is from RefSeq and is a predicted model, not a curated record. Gene Ontology annotation, biological process: monoatomic anion transmembrane transport.
AAUACAGUGUUCUUCCUCGGUCCCUCAUGCCAUUUAAAAAAAAAAAAAAAAAAAAAACCCCCAAAAAAUGGGUUUUAUGUGCGUCACUGCGUGGAUGGCAAGACAAGGCCGUUGGAGAAUCCCCAACAUAUAGGGUUUUACUAAACCUCGCUCCUCUGUCAAAACCGUGAAUUCUUUCUAUAUCAACCGUCAACUCUCUCUCUCUUUCUCUCUGUGUGCGCAACAACUAUGAACAAGGGACCUGGCCUCUUUUCCGACUUUGGCAAGAAAGCCAGAGAUUUACUCACCAAGGACUACACUACCGACCAGAAGUUUUCAAUUUCUUCUUUCACCGACUCUGGAGUGGCUAUCACCUCAAGUUUGGUUGCGGAGGGAGGUCUGUCUGCUGGGGAUGUAGUCGCACAACAUAAAUUCAAGAAUGGCUCACUUGAUGUCAAACUUGACACAGAAUCAAACAUUUUAACAACCCUUAGCAUCACAGAUUUCCCAUCGUCUACAAAAGUCAUUGCUUCUCUAAAGUUGCCUGAUUACAACUCUGGCAAGCUGGAGGUACAGUAUUUCCAUCAACAUUCUGGUAUCAGUGCAGCUGUUGGAUUAAACCAGUCUCCGGCUGUUGAUUUCUCAGCAACUAUUGGCACUCCUGCCAUUGCCUUUGGUGCAGAGACAACCUACGCUACAGCUUCUGGUGAAUUUGCAAAGUAUAAUGCUGGUGUGAGUUACACAAAACCAGAUUCCAAUGCUUCAGUGAUUCUGGCUGACAAAGGAGACUCAAUUAAGGUAUCCUAUUUACAUCAUCUGGAUCUACUGAAUGGGGGCACUUUUGGGGGAGAGAUCAGUCGAAGGUUCUCCACUAAUGAGAACACAUUGACAGUUGGAUGUUCCUAUUUGGUUGAUCCUCAUACAGCGCUGAAGGCAAAGCUAAACAACCAUGGCAGUCUUGGUGCUCUUCUACAACAUGAGCUCAGGCCCAAGUCCUUCCUGACAAUUUCUGGUGCUUUCAACACCAUGAACAUGCAGAAGAAUCCCAAGUUUGGGUUGGCUCUCUCUCUCAAGCCUUGAUUGGCUAUACUCAUAUCAUGACAGGAAGAUGCAACCAAUUUUAUUCAAAGUACUUAUCUUGAUUUCCUCCUCGCUCAAAUUGAGGCAUUUUGAUAAAUUACAUUAUUUGAAAUUCCCUAAAGUUGGUAUUUCUCAUCGGUCGCUUGAAAAUGUUUACUGCAGAUUGUUCAAAUAAUUUACUUGCUAGUUGCUAUUGAGUAUUGACCAACAGAUCUGCUCGAGUUUUGUUGAGGUUUGAUUCUAAUUUGGAGAAAUGCUUCUGGUUUUCAUUCA